This is a messenger RNA of Photinus pyralis (common eastern firefly), 1597 nucleotides long. It is a transcript of the gene S2P, whose product is annotated as membrane-bound transcription factor site-2 protease. Gene Ontology annotation, cellular component: membrane; cytoplasm. The transcript has 2 exons. Bases 107 to 1579 code for a protein of 490 amino acids. Lineage: Eukaryota; Metazoa; Arthropoda; Insecta; Coleoptera; Lampyridae. Gene Ontology annotation, biological process: regulation of response to endoplasmic reticulum stress; membrane protein intracellular domain proteolysis. The record is from RefSeq and is a predicted model, not a curated record. Gene Ontology annotation, molecular function: metalloendopeptidase activity; protein binding.
AAUUUUAUCCUGCUAAGUUUUCAGGUUAGACCAUUUUUUUUCAAAUACCAGCGUAUAUAUAUAUAAUCGAUUAAUAUAAAAUGGUACAUCAAAAAGCUCUAAAUAAAUGGAUAUUAUAACUGGUUUAGUAUGGAUAACUAUAAUAUAUUGUGUACUUUUCUUUUUUGAUACAUUUUUCAAGUCUUGUGCACACUAUCCAUACAUCAAAUUUCUACAUGAGACAGGAUUCAAAAUUAAAUUCUUCCAUCUUCAGUGGAACACAACAUCCUUAAAUCGAAUAUUUGUAAGAUGGGGUAAUUCUAACAUUAGAUUCUUUAAUAUUUGGUUUUCUGUUGGAUUGUACGCGACGUUGGUGUUACUACCAAUUUCUGUUUGUUUAAUUUUGUACGCAAUUUUCCAAUUGUUAUGUAACAAAAGCUAUGAAGAACAGAAUAUUAUUGUUGAGCCAAUAAUACCAGGUAUAAACCUGCCUAUUGCAGAACUAGGGUACUACAGUACUACGCUAAUUUUUUGUAGCAUUAUUCAUGAAGCUGGACACGCAUUAGCGGCCGUUAAGGAAGAUGUUCAUUUAGUAAAUGUAGGCAUUACACUUUUAUUUGUUAUUCCUGUAGCUUAUGUUAAUAUUAAUUUUGAAAAACUUUCAUCACUAAAUCCGUGGAAAACUUUAAGAAUUUUAUGUGCAGGUGUUUGGCAUAACUUGGUGUUGUCAUUUAUAGGAUUUCUUUUGUAUAUGAUUAUGUCAAAUGUUUUUGCGACCAUGUUUUAUGUAAAUAAUGGUAUAUACAUUACAGAAGUUAAUCCUAAUUCUCUGCUAGCAGGCUCUAGAGGACUGCAAAUAGGUAAUAUCGUUACAAAUAUCAACGACUGUGUUGUAAGGGACGAAAUCACAUGGAAUAAUUGUUUGUUAAAUACAUGGUACAAUAAGCCUGGAUUUUGUGUAACAACAGACUUGGUGCACUCUGUAGAUGAAAGCAUACCAAUUUUAGAGUUGCCAAAUGGUGGUUAUGACUGCUGUGGUCCUACUAAACCAGACUGGUUGUGCUUUGAAUAUGCUGAUAAUAACGAUGGGAUAUUAGAAUUACCUCCCCAUAUGUGUCUGCCGGCUCGUAAAGUGGUGGAAACGUGCACAUCUUUUUGUGAUUUAAAUAGUCGGAUAUGCCCAACAAACUACCACUGCAUUUACCCAUUAUUGCCAAAUUCAACAACAUUGCUUAAAAUUAAAGUUAUCCAAAAACCAGAUGUUAUUUACAUUGGACACCCGUUAGAUGUUUUACAUGCCACACAUGUUUCGCCAUAUAUUCCAAGACACUUUUUUAAUACACCCAAAUUACCCGAUAUGGUAAUGAAAUUGUUAAGGUACGUUAUCUCAUUUUCUUUAGGAUUAGCUUUAGUUAAUGUUAUACCAUGUAUCUAUAUGGAUGGACAUCACAUUGUUAACCUAUUGACACAAAUAGUGUUUAAGGAAAGACUAAAAUCUCGAAGUGCAAUAACCUUAAUAUCAGUUAUAAUAUCUUUAAUAGGAACUGCCUUAUUAAUAUUUCUUUGUAUCUACUCAAUAUGGUCUAGAAUGCUUAAAUAAAUUCUACUUGGCUAAAUU